GAAGUACAAAUGGAACAGAGAAAAUGGUUUUGAGCAAGACCCAAAAUACAUGGACUGAUGCUCAGAAGUACUGCAGACGUCAUUAUACAGACCUGGCUACCAUUAGGAGUCAAGAAGACAAUGACCAGAUUACCAAGCUGCUAAAUGUCUGGAUGGUUCCAGUCUGGAUCGGAUUGUACAGAGACACUUGGAAGUGGUCAGAUCAGACCAAUAUCACUUCCUCAACCAAACUCACUACUCAGACAUUUACUAAGUGGAAUGAAGACUGUGUUGGUGCAGAUAAUUAUUAUCGUGUAUUUGAUGACAGAUAUUGCACAAAUAUGUAUUACUUCUACUGCAACACUG
Messenger RNA from Sinocyclocheilus anshuiensis, 345 nucleotides. Its product is annotated as C-type lectin BML-1-like. The transcript has a single exon. Lineage: Eukaryota; Metazoa; Chordata; Actinopteri; Cypriniformes; Cyprinidae. The record is from RefSeq and is a predicted model, not a curated record. The annotation marks the transcript as partial.